CUGUUUGCACAAUGUUAUUUUAAGUUCGAUAUUAAAUCUAACAGGUUGUGUGGUUAAACAUAAAAAAAUACAUAAAUUAUGUUCGUGAACAUUUUUGGAACAUUACUGCUGUUAGGAUUCUUUUCCAUUCAAUUAAGUAACUCAUUGGAAUGCUACAGCUGUAAUUCUCCACAAAGUUGCAGGUCUCCAGGCAAAACAACUUGCUCCAAUUCUACAGCUAACGCAACAAUUGCUCACUUGCAACAGAAUUUCGUUGGAAAUUUUAAUAACCAAACUUCGCGAGAUUAUAAAUGCAUAAGCCAAAAUUAUACCUCUCUUUAUUCCAAUAUCACAUACAAAGGUUGCGUAUAUAAUCGCGUUGAAGUAUGUAAUCUAUCACCAAAGAACACUGCCCUCAAAAGACAAAAAUGUGUUCAAUGUAGUUCAAAAUUGUGCAAUCCAGCAGGAACUUUCUCUUCCAGUGUACUUACCGUGUUUGUAUCACUUUUUGUAGUGACUGUGUAUAAAGUUUUAAAUUUGUAAGCAAAAAAAAAAAAAAAUUGUGUCGAAAAUUCAAAUUUAGUUUUAAAAUUUAGAAAAUUGUUAAUAAAUUUAAAUUAUAAAAAAAUUUA
Episyrphus balteatus (marmalade hoverfly) is the source of this 611-nucleotide messenger RNA. RefSeq lists its product as uncharacterized. The transcript is spliced from 3 exons. Lineage: Eukaryota; Metazoa; Arthropoda; Insecta; Diptera; Syrphidae. The record is from RefSeq and is a predicted model, not a curated record. Bases 79 to 522 code for a protein of 147 amino acids.